AUGGCCUCCGUCGACCCCUUCGACUCGGCUCUCGACCUCCUCCGCCGCCUGAACCCGAAACACACGACCGACCACCUGAAUGCAAUCAUUUCCCUCGCACCGGAUCUGACGGAGGACCUUCUCUCGUCCGUCGACCAGCCCCUGACCGUCAAGCGCUGCAAGCAGACGGGCCGCGACUACCUCCUCUGCGACUACAACCGCGACGGCGACAGCUACCGCUCCCCAUGGAGCAACCAGUUCGACCCGCCUCUGGACGAAGGCGGCGUCGGCGGCGUCGGCGCUGGUGGUAGCGAGGGCGCCGGUGAGGGCGCGAUCCCCAGCGAGAGGGUCCGCAAGAUGGAGGUCAAGGCCAAUGAGGCGUUUGACGUGUACCGAGAUCUGUACUACGAGGGUGGUGUGAGCAGCGUAUACUUUUGGAACCUGGACGAUGGAUUCGCCGGCGUGGUUCUCUUGAAGAAAUCCGCGACCCCCGGCGGAAGCGCAGAGGGUGUAUGGGACUCGAUCCACGUCUUCGAGGCCAUUGAGCGCGGCCGCACGACGCAGUACAAGCUCACCUCGACCGUCAUCCUCUCGCUCUCUACCUCAACCAACGCCCUGGGCGACAUGGAUCUCAGCGGCAACAUGACGCGGCAGGUUGAGCAGGAGCUUGCGGUCGAUGGCGACGAGAGCCACAUUGCCAACGUGGGACGUCUCGUCGAAGACAUGGAGCUCAAGAUGCGUAACCUGCUGCAAGAGGUUUAUUUUGGCAAGGCCAAGGACGUCGUCGGCGACCUGCGGAGCGUGGGCAGCCUUAGCGAGGCUGGUAGGGACCGCGCGGCGCAGAGGGAGAUUAUCGGAAGCAUGCAGAAGUGA
This is a messenger RNA of Colletotrichum fioriniae, 852 nucleotides long. RefSeq names its product F-actin-capping protein subunit beta (gene CAP2). Gene Ontology annotation, cellular component: actin cortical patch; cytoplasm; F-actin capping protein complex. The record is from RefSeq and is a predicted model, not a curated record. Gene Ontology annotation, biological process: actin cytoskeleton organization; barbed-end actin filament capping; cell morphogenesis. NCBI's taxonomy places the organism in Eukaryota, Fungi, Ascomycota, Sordariomycetes, Glomerellales, Glomerellaceae. Gene Ontology annotation, molecular function: actin filament binding.